AUGAAUAUCUCCGAGAUCACGACAAGCUCUUCUUCCACCAACCAAGCUACUGAAGUUGAAGAUCUCACUUCGCAACUUGCCGAACUUGAAACCCAAGAGCCCAAGAAUAGUUUUCUGCAAGAUACUGAUCAUGAGGUUGACGUUGUAAGAAUAAACGAAGAUGAACCCUUGCUCUCGGUAACGAAAUUCGAAGAGUUGAAUUUAGAUCCGAACUUGUUGAAGGGCAUCUAUGAAAUGGGUUUCACCACACCUUCGAAAAUCCAGGCAAAAGCAUUACCCCUACUCAUCAAAACUCCACCUCAGAACAUGAUUGGACAAUCUCAAUCGGGUACCGGUAAAACUGCAGCUUUCGUUUUAACGAUGCUGAGUCGAAUAGAUUCUAAUCUGAAGGCACCACAGGCGCUUUGUUUGGCCCCGUCAAGAGAAUUGGCUCGCCAAAUUAUGGCGGAAGUCAAGAAGAUGGCGAAAUUCACAUCGGUAACAACUGCCGAAGCUAUUCGUGACUCCAACGCGAACACGAGAAUGGAAAAGAAUAGGGGCGAUGCAUAUAAAGAAGCUCAACUCAUUGUCGGCACACCGGGUACAGUCUACGAUUUGAUCAAGAGGCGUUAUCUUGAUCAGAGACAUAUAAAGAUCUUUGUUUUGGACGAAGCCGACAAUAUGUUGGAUCAACAGGGAUUAGCCACCUAUAAGGAACCAGUGCGUGCUUUCGCCGGGAGAUUUGCCCCCAACGCAAAUGAAUUUAGCCUAAAAGUGGAGGAACUUUCAGUAAAGGGCAUCAAACAAUUCUACAUGGAUUGCAAAAAUGAAGAGCACAAGUUGACAGUGCUGAAUGAAUUAUAUUCCUUGUUGACAAUUGGGCAAAGCAUUAUUUUCGUUGAGAAACGAAUUACCGCGGAUGAGAUCGCUAAACGCAUGACUGAAAUCGGUCACAAAGUUAUCAAUCUCCACGGUGGUCUUUCGACGACCGAACGUGACGAAGUGAUGGAUGGAUUUCGUAAGGGUAGCGCUAAAGUAUUAAUCGCCACGAAUGUAAUUGCGCGUGGUAUCGACAUCUUGCAGGUUAAUCUCGUGAUCAACUUCGAUAUCCCAAUUAAAAGGAACACGAAAGGGGGGAACGAGCCCGACUAUGAAACAUACCUUCAUCGCAUAGGACGCACGGGUCGAUUUGGGCGCGAAGGAAUUGCCAUCAAUCUGGUUUCCGACGAAACUAGCUGGAAAAUUCUCCAAGAGAUUGCGAACUUUUAUGAACGGGGAAUCGAAAAAAUUAAUAUAAACGAUGGUUGGGACAGUGUCGCCAAGUUCUUGCGAAAGGAGAUCAACGCGAUAAAUAACAAUAAUAAUUCCUAA
Molecule: messenger RNA, 1350 nt
Organism: Acaulospora morrowiae
Lineage: Eukaryota; Fungi; Glomeromycota; Glomeromycetes; Diversisporales; Acaulosporaceae
Source: the annotation of a GenBank genome assembly